Adineta steineri is the source of this 309-nucleotide messenger RNA. NCBI's taxonomy places the organism in Eukaryota, Metazoa, Rotifera, Eurotatoria, Adinetida, Adinetidae. The record is from the annotation of a GenBank genome assembly.
AUGCGUAUGGCAGAUUUUAUUAAUUUAAAAAUUACAUCGCAACGAUUUCAUAUGAAUAAUACUAUUGAGACAAUGGCUAAUGAAAUGUUUAUUGAAUCAUGGUCAACUAAUAUAUCUUAUGAAAUUUUUUUUAAUAGUUGUGCUCCAAUUGAUUGUACUUAUACAUAUUAUUAUCAAUUCGAUGCAUUGGAAUUAUUAACAACAUUUUUAAGUGUAUUUGCUGGUCUAUCACUUGGCCUUCGCUUUAUUGUGCCUCAUCUUAUGAAACUAAUUAAUAAGAUUCGAAAUCGCUUGAGAAUGUGUGUGUGA